This is a messenger RNA of Aplosporella prunicola CBS 121167, 1746 nucleotides long. RefSeq lists its product as uncharacterized. Gene Ontology annotation, biological process: rRNA methylation; box C/D sno(s)RNA 3'-end processing. Gene Ontology annotation, molecular function: histone H2AQ104 methyltransferase activity; rRNA methyltransferase activity; RNA binding. Gene Ontology annotation, cellular component: small-subunit processome; box C/D methylation guide snoRNP complex. The transcript is spliced from 3 exons. The coding region runs from base 1 to 1746 and encodes 581 amino acids. Lineage: Eukaryota; Fungi; Ascomycota; Dothideomycetes; Botryosphaeriales; Aplosporellaceae. The record is from RefSeq and is a predicted model, not a curated record.
AUGUCGCAGCCCGUCGCCAGCGACACGCCGAAUGGCGCCAUCAACAACAAGACCAGCACUCAUACUGUCACUGCGCUGAAGAGAUGGUCUUGCGACGACAAGGACCUUCCCGGUGUGGACAAGAUCAAGUCUAUUCACGUCUACGACUUUGACAAUACGCUCUUUGCGAGCCCCCUUCCGAAUAAGCAGGUGUGGAAUGGUCCCACGAUCGGUCAGCUACAAUCGCCAGACAUCUUCGUCAACGGAGGCUGGUGGCACGAUGCCAGCAUCCUCGGCGCGACUGGUGAGGGCAUAGAGAAGGAAGAGCCGCGAGCAUGGGAAGGCUGGUGGAAUGACCAGGUUGCCAGCCUAGUCGAGCUCACGAUGGAGCAAAAGGACGCGCUCAACGUACUGUUGACCGGCCGCUCCGAGGAAGGCUUUGCAGACCUUAUCAAGCGCAUACUGCGCAGCAAGAGGCUCGAAUUCGACAUGGUCUGCCUCAAGCCAGCCGUCGGCCCUGCCAACCAAAAAUUCGCGAACACCCUAGCCUUCAAGCAAGAGCUUCUCCGGGAUCUCGUCUACACCUACAAAGACGCCGACGAGAUUCGCGUCUACGAAGACCGCCCCAAGCAUACCAAGAACUUCCGCGAGUUCUUCGAAUCGUUCAACAAGGCUCUGCUGUCCCCCGAUCCGCCAAUUCCUCGGAAGACCAUAAGGGCGGAAGUGAUCCAGGUCGCCGAAAAUGCGACUUCACUUGACCCGACGACCGAGGUGGGCGAGGUACAAAGCAUGAUAAAUGCGCACAACAAGCUUGUCAAGGCGGGCAAGGCCCCAAGAGGCUCUGUGCCCUGGCAGAUCAAGCGCACUGUCUUCUUUACUGGUUACCUUCUUGAGCCUCCCACUACUGAGCACAUCAGCUCCAACAUACUCAGUCUACCGAAUGUACCGGAAGGUGAAAUCCGCAUUCUCGCCAACAGCAUUCUCAUUACCCCAAGGCCUUGCCCCAGGAGCAUCCUGGAUAAGGUAGGCGGUAUUGGUAAGGUGCAGAGGUGGAAGAUAACUGGGACGGCCGUCUUCGAAAACAAGCUCUGGGCCGCGCGCGUGCAGCCUAUCCCGGCCAACUCCCGCAUCUACACCGAAAACCCGACUCCUACGAUUGUUCUCGCGCUUCGUCGCGGCGCGCGCCCCGCCGAUGCCGCACGCAUACAGAACUGGCAGCCCGUUGCGGACAACAAUGCCAUCGAGUUCGACACGACGGUUGGUGAAAAGGUGCUGCUCCGUCUCGAAGAGGAACGUCGCGGCGAGAGCCAAUGGGAGUCGUUCUUCCCAGGCCGCAAGCGCGGAAGGGCAAGGGACGAAGAGCUCGACAUCAACGACACAAACGCCUUCCCAGCGCUCGGCAACGGCGCGGACAACGGCGGCGCCACGCUGGCCCCCAACCAGCGCCAUAGCAACUACAACAGCUUCAAGCCGCUUGCGCAGGGCCAGGGUGUCUCGGCUCAUGCCGCGUAUCAUCAUAGGAAUAACGACGAGAACCGCCGUCAGGGCGCCUCGGGCGGUGGUGGUGGGUAUCGCGGUGGAAGCCAGGGUAGGGGCCGUGGCCAUGGUGGUCCGCGUGGAAGAGAUGAUAGGGGUAGGGGACGUGGUCGUGGUGGUGGGAGGGGAGGUAGGUCCCGUGGUGGGCACUACAAGAGUCUGGAUGAUGUGGGCGACAAGGGUAUGGGCAAUGGGUUUGGUGGCUAUGAUGAUGGUGGGUAUGGGUAUUGA